Sebastes umbrosus (honeycomb rockfish) is the source of this 2096-nucleotide messenger RNA. RefSeq names its product CD109 molecule (gene cd109). Gene Ontology annotation, molecular function: endopeptidase inhibitor activity. The coding region runs from base 33 to 2096 and encodes 687 amino acids. The transcript is spliced from 14 exons. NCBI's taxonomy places the organism in Eukaryota, Metazoa, Chordata, Actinopteri, Perciformes, Sebastidae. The record is from RefSeq and is a predicted model, not a curated record.
UUGUAGCGUUGACCGACGCCAGUUUACACGAGAUGAGACCGCCGCCGAAGCCUGAAUUUCCAGGGGAGGAAAUGUUUUUCAUGACCCAGGAAGACGGUUCACAUGUGGAGCAACAUCAGGAGCCACGAGAGCGCAGGAACUUUCCAGAGACCUGGAUAUGGAUGGACAUCAACACAAAUAAUUCAGACACAGCAGAGAUGACUCUGACUGUACCAGACAGCAUCACAACCUGGACAGCCACCGCCUUCGUCAUGUCUGAGAACCUGGGCCUGGGCAUCGUAGAGGAGCCUGUAGAGCUCAGAGUGUCCCAGUUUUUCUUCAUCUCCCUUAACCUGCCGGCCUACAUCAUCCGAGGAGAGGAGCUGCUGCUGGAGGUCGUUCUGUUCAACUCCUACUCUAUAGACCUGGAGGUUGUGGUGAUUGUUGCAGAGAGUGAGAUUUUUGAGUUUGUGUACGUGGAUGAUGACGAGCUCUCCGUGCCCAAUGUUCGUGAGGUGACUGUGGGAUUGCAGAGCAGCGCGUCCAUCCUUGUUCCCAUCAAGCCGCUGGUCCUCGGAGAGAUACCCAUCUCUGUGACAGCCCUGUCGAUUGAUGCGUCUGACCGGGUCCUCAGGACGGUGCUCGUCAAGGCCGAAGGACUUGAGCAGUCUCACUCCACCUCGCUGCUGUUGGAGCUUUCUCCGUCGCAGCCGAGAAUAGUCAGAGACGUCAUGUUCAGCUUCCCGCCAGAUGUUGUGGAGGGCAGCGAGAGAGCUUCGGUGACGGCCGUCGGCGACAUCCUCGGGCCGUCCAUCAGCGGCCUGGACUCUCUGAUCCAGAUGCCGUACGGCUGCGGGGAGCAGAACAUGAUCAACUUUGCCCCGAACAUCUACGUCCUGCAGUACCUGAGCGCCGUGGGACAGACGGACCAGGAGACCACGGACAGAGCCACGAACCACAUGAUGACGGGUUAUGAGCGAGAGCUGACCUAUCAGAGAGCAGACGGCUCCUUCAGUGCCUUCGGAGACCAGGACUCAUCUGGAAGCACCUGGCUCACUGCGUUCGUGCUGAGGUGUUUCCUGCAGGCGCGGCCGUUCAUCAGCAUGGACGCCCACGUGCUGCAGACAGCGGCGGCCUGGUUAGCAGCCCAGCAGGGGGCCGACGGGGGAUCCGAGGAGCCCGGCCGGGUCAUCCACACCGAGCUCCAAGGAGGACUGGACGGCGUCGUCUCCCUCACAGCCUACAUCGUCAUCGCCCUGCUGGAAGACAGCGACAUCAAGGCUCAGUAUGGCAGCCAGGUGUCUGCAGCCCUGAUCUACCUGGAGACCCGUCUGUCUCUGGGCGUCUCCAGUAACUACAGCCUCAGCCUGCUCGCCUACGCUCUGGCUCUGUCCGACAGCUCCAACGCUGACCCGGCUCUCAGCGAGCUGCUUGGACGAGCUGAGAUGACAGAUGGCGUGCCGAUGUGGUCGUCCCCAGACGGCGGUCUGUCGUCGUCGUGGCAGCCUCGCUCUGCAGACAUUGAGAUGGCGUCCUACGUGCUGCUGACUCAGCAAAGACUAGGUCACGUCACCGAGGGGCUCAUCCUCAUGAAGUGGCUCAGCCAACAGCGGAACCACCUGGGGGGAUUCGGGAGCACUCAGGACACCGUCGUGGCUCUGCAGGCCUUGUCCGUGUUCGCAGCUCUCACGUCUCACAACUUUAACCUCGAGGUCAGAGUGAAGGCCUCGACCAGCGACGCCAUGACCACCGUCGCCUCGACCAGCGACGCCAUGACCACCGACGCCAUGACCACUGACACCUCGACCACCGACUCCUCGACCACCGACUCCUCGACUACCUUCGCCUCGACCACCGUCGCCUCCUUCCACAUCCGCCAGGACAACUACCUGCUCCACCAGAGCCGGCAGAUCGACCCAGAUGAGCUGAACCUGCAGGUGACUGCAGAAGGUCGGGGAUUCGCCCUGUUUCAGCUGAACGUGUUCUACAACAUCAGGAAUGACGGGACGAGGACGAGGACGAGGCGACACGCCGGCGAACACGAGGCGUUUUAUCUGUACGUCGAGCUGAUGGACACAGAAAUGAACUCAGCACAUCUGUACAUCUGCAGCAGGUAA